ACCCAUGUUGAGAACGUGUACCUAGCACGGUAUUCUAGUCAUGGGUACGGAAGUGGCUUACCUGGAGGAGGGUCAGCUACCUUUAGCAACAGAAAAGGAACGGUAAAUUGCACUUUUGCUUUUCUCAAACUCAAGCCAACGGCAGUUUGCUCUACGAAGCAUUUGGAUCAGUUAGUACACCUGUAUGGUUUGGAUAAACCAGCCACCAGUUCUCCAACUGCACUUUGUACAAGGUGGUUGAGAAAGGGAGGCAAAGAGGUAAUCGACACUCCAUAUCCUGCGGGUCGAUGUCAAACCGCGCCACGUUUCAAUAUACCCAAGGCCAGCUGGGAUUGUCAAGCAACGAAGUACGUAGCAAGUUAUCCGAAAAACAAAGACAGAAAUACCUGGCCAAAGACACCACAGGAACGGGCCGGCCUGGUAGUAACCUAUCCAGGGGUUUCGGAAGCCCGGGACAAGUAUGCGCCGCCACCGAAAGCAGUGACCGAAGUCUUCAGCAAUUAUGGUGUUCUGCAGCAGCUGCAGCCGGGUUACCGUGUGAACCCUCACCAAGAUUAUCAUAUCAAGGGAUGGAGCCCCCUGCCGAAGCGCGAGCCUACGGGCAGCGAAACAACCGAAUACAAACUGAAAUUUACAUGGCCGUCUAACAAGAUACCAUUCGCAGAUCUUGGAGGUGCGAGCACCCAGUAUGCAGCUUAUUCAUGCUGUGCUACGGAGACAUCGGUACCUGAGGGUAUGAAAACGCUCAAACUUCUCGGAUCGGAACCAUAUGUUAAAACUGUUGUUACAUCAACCUUUCAGUUGCUUCCACACAGCUCGGGUUUGGGUACCACAAACGAGAGAUAUGAAUUCGAAUCAGUACAAAUCCCUAUCGAACUGAACGGGCUCUACAAAUCAUUCUUCAAACCCCGACGUCCAGUUGAUCUGGUAUCCUUUAUCAUUCGCACCCUGGACAACAGAAUGCUCUUGCAUGUACACUGGACUGGCUUUCUAUUGAUGUGUGUUAACUCCCUGAAACGAGGAUCGACAGGUCCAAGUACGGUUGUUGAACUGACCUUCUCAUUGAUUUGCUCUUACUUCUUGCUCGAACCAGAGGCAACUGCGGCUAGUUCCGCUGGGGUUGGUAUUGAUCUACGCCACCGCAAUGAAGGGUUCCUGUCUGAAUCGUUGACCUUUGACGGUCGCUUAUAUACAGUCCGCUUGACAGCAUUCGUGAGUAUCAAA
This is a messenger RNA of Opisthorchis viverrini, 1224 nucleotides long. RefSeq lists its product as hypothetical. The transcript has 8 exons. The annotation marks the transcript as partial. The record is from RefSeq and is a predicted model, not a curated record. NCBI's taxonomy places the organism in Eukaryota, Metazoa, Platyhelminthes, Trematoda, Opisthorchiida, Opisthorchiidae.